UCCCGCCUGCCGCCCACACCAUCCAUCCACCCCCUGUCGCCGCGUCCCACCCCUCCCUCACCACCGUCCGUUCACUCAACCGCACUCUCGUUCUCUCUCUCUCGUCUCCUUCCAUCUCCCUCCCUCUCCCAAUUCCAACUCCCCUCCUCAUCCCCCCACACGAUACCAACCAUGUCUGGCGAGAUCGGUAUCGCAAACUUGCCCAACCAGAGGCACAAGAUCGUCAACCAGCGCGGCGCGCACUUCACUAUCAUGGUGGUCGGCGAGUCGGGUCUUGGCAAGACAACCUUCAUCAACACGCUGUUUGCGACCGAGAUCUCGAACGCCCGCAACUACCGCCAGCGCUUCGCCAAGCAGCUCGACAAGACCACUGAGGUCGACAUCCUGCGUGCUGACCUCGAGGAGCGCGGCUUCAACAUGCGCCUCACUGUCAUUGACACCCCUGGCUUCGGAGACUACGUCAACAACCGCGACUCGUGGGCACCGAUCGUCGAGUUUAUCGACGACCAGCACGAGUCGUACAUGCGUCAGGAGCAGCAGCCUAUGCGUAUUACCAAGCAGGACCUGCGUGUGCACGCUUGUCUCUACUUUAUCCGUCCAUCUGGCACCACGCUGAAGCCCCUCGACGUGGAGGUUAUGAAGCGUCUCGGCACGCGCGUUAACCUCAUCCCCGUUGUCGCCAAGGCCGACACCCUUACCCCCGAGGACCUGCUCUUCUUCAAGCAGCGCGUCCGUGAGGUUAUCCACGCCCAGGGCAUCAAGGUGUACACCCCGCCCAUCGAUGUCGACGACGACGCUGCCGCCGACAACGCGCGCCUCAUGCAGGCUAUCAUGCCCUUCUCGGUUAUUGGCUCGACCGACGACGUGCGCACCACCGACGGCCGUGUCGUCAAGGGCCGUCAGUACCUGUGGGGUGUGGCCGAGGUUGAGAACGAGGACCACUGCGACUUCAGAAAGCUCCGCUCGCUCCUCAUCCGCACCUACAUGUUGGACUUGAUCUCGUCUACAGAGGAGACGCACUACGAGGCCUACCGCCUGCAGCAGAUGGAGACGCGCAAGUUUGGCGAGCCCAAGGUUAAGAAGCUGGACAACCCCAAGUUCAAGGAGGAGGAGGAGGCGCUGCGCCGGCGUUUCACCGAGAACGUCAAGGUCGAAGAGGCCCGCUUCCGCCAGUGGGAGCAGCACCUUAUCGCCGAGCGCGACCGCCUCAACAAGGACCUCGAGCAGGCCCACACGUCUAUCAAGGCUCUCGAGUCGGAGAUCGACAACAUGGCCGCCUACCACCGCCAGGGCGGUACCGUUCGCCGCUAAAAACGGCGCACUCCCCACGAUGUUCAUGACCCCCUCACGCCGAAGAACCCGUUUUCACUCUUAUCCCCCCUCUUUUUACGAAAUGUGCCGCAUAGCGGCCGCUAAUACCGAGUCGAAAGCGGCCAUAGUAUCGUCGGAUGAUGUUAUACCCUGUCGAGUGAAGAGGUGUGUGCGGCGUGUGGGUGUGUGCGAUGCGUUUUGGUUGUUGGCGAGGGCUGAAUGAGGCAUGAGGUUGCGGGGUCAAGGGCGAAGUCUGUCAAGAAGCGGCAUUCAUGCCGAGUGCGCGAUGAACAGCGAGAAGCAUUGAUCUGCAUGACUAGGCGUACUGUAUAGGCGAACUCGCUCGUGUCUGUCAUGGACGUUGCCUGUAAAAC
Messenger RNA from Cutaneotrichosporon oleaginosum, 1685 nucleotides. The record is from RefSeq and is a predicted model, not a curated record. Lineage: Eukaryota; Fungi; Basidiomycota; Tremellomycetes; Trichosporonales; Trichosporonaceae.